Molecule: messenger RNA, 1968 nt
Organism: Colletotrichum acutatum
Lineage: Eukaryota; Fungi; Ascomycota; Sordariomycetes; Glomerellales; Glomerellaceae
Product: sodium symporter family protein
Exons: 12
Coding region: 1-1968 (655 amino acids)
Biological process (GO): urea transmembrane transport; putrescine transport; spermidine transport
Cellular component (GO): plasma membrane
Molecular function (GO): putrescine transmembrane transporter activity; urea transmembrane transporter activity; spermidine transmembrane transporter activity
Source: RefSeq, a predicted model, not a curated record
AUGGACUCGACGCCAGUCCUGCACCAAGGAUGGGGCUACGGCCUCAUGAUUGGACUGGGUGUUCUUUUUGCUGUGUUUAUGAUCAUCAUUACUUGGGCGCUCAAGAGAUACAAUUAUGAGCUGCAGACAUCCGAGAUGUUCACGACAGCUGGACGGUCAUUGAAAUCAGGAUUAGUCGCCUCAUCGGUGCUUUCAACUUGGACAUGGGCCGCGACUCUGCUGCAGAGCACAGCCGUAGCUUACAAAUACGGGGUCUCGGGGCCUGUAUGGUAUGCCUCCGGAGCCACUGUACAGAUCAUUCUGUUCGCCACGCUCGCUAUUGAACUGAAGAGACGCGCUCCCAACGCACACACAUUCCUAGAAGUUGUGAAAGCUCGAUAUGGGCCGGUCACACACGGCGUGUACAUUGUCUUCUGUUGCUUCUGCAAUAUCCUAGUGACGGCGAUGCUGCUCACCGGUGGGUCUGCGGUCAUCCAAAACUUGACCGGUGCCCCUGUAGCUGCUUCCGUAUUCUUGUUCCCGAUCGGUGUGGUCGUCUACACUCUUUUCGGUGGUAUCAAAGCAACUUUCAUCACGGACUACAUCAAUGGCUUGGUGAUUCUCAUCAUCAUUUUCAUUUUUGCAUUUACAGUUUACUCAACCAAUCAGCUUCUAGGCUCGCCCGGGCGAGUAUGGGAAAUCCUUACUGAACUUGCGGCUGAGCGGCCCCUGGCUGGAAAUGCAGGCGGCAGCUACUUAACCAUGCGCUCUCAAGGAGGAACAAUUGCAGCAAGCCCGAUUGAUGCUCUUCCGGGCUAUGUCAUGGGUGGAAUCAGUUGGUUUGCCGUUCCUUGGCUCACUGCGACUACCAUGGGUCUCGCGGGUCUCGCUCUAGAAAGAUACGACAUCUGGCCGACCUACCCGAACCGUCUAGCCGCUGCGGACGUUGACGCCGGAUUGGUUCUACCCACUGCUGCCGUUGCCCUGCUUGGGAAAGGAGGAGCGGUUGCAACGCUCAUUCUAGCCUUCAUGGCUAUCAUGAGUACCUACUCGUCUGAGCUAAUCUCUGUAUCGUCCAUCUGCACCUACGACAUCUACAAGACCUACUUCAACCCCAAUGCUACCGGCAAGCAACUCAUGCGAAUCAACUACAUCGGCAUGGGUGUCUUUGCCCUCGUCAUGGCUGGGUUUGCGACCGGUCUCAACUAUGUAGGCAUCUCCAUGGGCUACCUUUACUUGAUGAUGGGUGUCAUCAUUUCUUCCGCCGUCUUACCCGCUGCCCUCACUCUACUCUGGGAUGGGCAGUCCUGGGCGGCCGCCACUUUCAGCCCAAUCAUCGGAUUCGCCCUUUCGAUGACGGCAUGGCUCGUCACAACGAAGAUAAAGUACGGCGAAUUGAGUGUUACAAACACAGGUGCGAACGAGCCAAUGUUAGCCGGAAACUUGACAUCGCUCCUUUCACCAAUCGUCUUCAUCCCACUUCUGACUUUUAUCCCACCUUUCAAGCCCCAGCAGUACGACUGGCAGAGUAUGCUCAACAUCCGACAAGCGGACGAUCAUGAGCUCGUUGACGCUGCUCAUGUGGAUGUUGAAAACUCGCCUGAAGAGAGGGCGAGAGCACUCCAGAGUGAUCCUGACGAGCAGGUCAAGCUCGAAAAAGCAGCCAAGACUGCUCGCUGGCUGACUGUUGGUGUGACACUCGUUCUGCUCAUUUUGUGGCCGAUGCCGUUGUAUGGCACUGGCUAUGUAUUUGGAAAAUCUUUCUUCACCGGCUGGGUCGUUGUAGGAAUCACUUGGCUAUUCGCCUCUGUUGUCAUGGUCGUCUUCUUGCCGAUAUUCGAAUCUCGGAGUACGAUCGUGCGAACUACUCGCAUGAUGUUCAAGGACCUCUUCGGCCUGAGAGGGAAGGGCAAGCCUGUCAGUGAGGGCAUGUCGCCUGGCUCAAGUACCCCACCUGAGCUCACGGAGAAGGCCACGUCCAAGGCAUGA